Hirsutella rhossiliensis is the source of this 678-nucleotide messenger RNA. RefSeq lists its product as uncharacterized. Gene Ontology annotation, molecular function: DNA helicase activity. The record is from RefSeq and is a predicted model, not a curated record. The transcript is spliced from 5 exons. Lineage: Eukaryota; Fungi; Ascomycota; Sordariomycetes; Hypocreales; Ophiocordycipitaceae. Gene Ontology annotation, biological process: telomere maintenance; DNA repair. The coding region runs from base 1 to 678 and encodes 225 amino acids.
AUGCUGGGGAUUGAGCAGCUCGCGCGGAUCGAUUCCCGUCUGCGACAGGCCUUUCCACAGCGUAGCCUCGAGUUCUUUGGUGGUGUGAGCGUCUUGCUUGUGGGCGAUUUCUUCCAGUUACCACCAGUCCGGCAAAAGCCCCUGUAUUCGACUAGCACCAGCCUGUCUUCGUUGGAAAGGAGAGGGCAGGUGGCCUACCGGUUAUUUGACCGCACCGUCUUCCUGACCACGGUACAGCGCCAGGCUGGUGAUGAUCAGGCUCAGUUCCGUCGGGCGUUGCAGGAACUGCGUGAAUCCAGGCUAACGCAGAGCGAGGUUGACAGCUUCAGGGCCGCUUUGCGGGUGUAUUCUACCAGGGCCCGGGUGGAGGCAAAGAAUCAGGGCAAGGGCGCGGGGCGGGCACCAAGCGACAAUGCUGGCAAUCUAUCUAACAAGUUCCCUGUUGCUAAGGGCGCCAGGUUACUGAUCUCGCUACGCGACUUCCAGGCCGGUAUUAGCUAUGUUGCUGUGUCACGGGUUACGUCGCUGCAAGGCUUACUCCUUGAGGCGCCUUUCGAUCGUCAGAGCCUCUAUAACCACACGCCGACAGAAGGGAUGAAGAUGCGCCUCGCUGACCAACAACGGCGUCAGGGUCAACAGCUGAGCGAUGCACCGUAUCCACCACUCUACCUUGACUAA